Molecule: messenger RNA, 2466 nt
Organism: Plasmodium inui San Antonio 1
Lineage: Eukaryota; Apicomplexa; Aconoidasida; Haemosporida; Plasmodiidae
Exons: 1
Coding region: 1-2466 (821 amino acids)
Biological process (GO): RNA 3'-end processing
Cellular component (GO): nucleolus; TRAMP complex
Molecular function (GO): mRNA binding; poly(A) RNA polymerase activity
Source: RefSeq, a predicted model, not a curated record
AUGGACGACUUCGAGUACUAUUUCCUCCCAACUGAGGAGGAGUCGGAGCAGGUGAAGGGAGCCAAACUGGAGCUGCACAAAGUGCUGAAGAGAAACAGAGAAAGGCACAGCAGGGUAAACAAGCCGAUGAGGGCGUCGUCCAAUGAGAUAUCGCUCCUUGGGGGGAAGGAGGAUGCGUCGAAGGGGAAGAUGGAAGCAUCUCCCCCUUGGACCGAUGGGGAGAAGGCCCACUGGAGAGGCAUGCACCCCUCGACGGGAAGCGAAGGGCAUUCCUCCAAAAGGAGGACCAGCCACAAAGAAGACACGAGGUUCAAAACGGGGGGAGAGGAACAACUUCCCAGUGAAGGUCGCCCAGUGUGUUAUAACUUAAAUGAAAAUCAUCACGACAGUGAGGUGAAUGCAGAGAGGCGAAUUCAACCUGGUCACAGUUUAGGGGAAGCGACACUGGGGGGAGAUCGACAAGGUAAAAGAAGACUCAAUGAAGAUAAUAUUGGCCGCCAUGGGAAGAAGCUGAAGGGAGGGGUAGCAAUGACAAGGGAAAUAUCCAUCGAGUUGAGCAGCACUGGAGGGAAAAUCUCCACUGUGGGUAACGAUGACCAUAAAACAGACACGGCAAUGAAGUGGAGCGCGACGGGAGGGAGUGCCCAAAGCCGAAGCAACAGUUACAGGGGUACCUCCGAGGGGAACGACCAGUCAGAUUCGCUGUCCUCGGGGAGGUCCUCCUCCACGGAUUAUCUCUCUCAUGAUAAGGGGGAUAAAAAGGGGAAGAUGAAAGUGGAGAGGCACCCCCGCGGGGGGAAGGGCGAAAAGUCGGCCAGGCCGGCCAGGUCGGUCAGAUCGGCGCUGGGGAUGGCCUCUACAACUGCCACCGCUGCCACCGCCGCUAUGACCGCCCCUACGACGACCACUUCUGCUGUGGGUAGGGAAGGAAAAACGUCUGACGGUAGCAGACCCCGCCGCAUACCAGAGGAGCCAAAGCGGGAAAGGAAAAAGUACAGCGGGGUUAUGAUGCUGCACAAGUUUAAAAUAAACUACCAAAGCCUGACGGAGUCGGAGAAAAAGUAUUACCUCUACAUGAUGAAGAAGCUGCGUGUGCGUUACGAUCACGAGAGGCAAAUCUUUUACACAGACGAUACAUUUACGAAGUGUUUUACAGAGAGGGUUCGCCAAGAAAAGGGGAAAUUCAAUUAUCUAGGUUACUUAGAAUAUGCCUGCUUCUACAUCCUUGAAUGGUUAACCCCAACGAGGGAAGAAAAACUGUUAAAGCAGAAGUCGCUGAUCAAAUUGGAAGUGGCGGUGAAGUCGGUCUUUCCGAAGGCUACGAUGCAACCGUUUGGAUCGUUCGUCACAGGAUUGUCCAUCCCGGGCAGUGACCUCGACGUGUGUUUUCUUGACAUCCCCCUGGAAGACCUGGAUGCCUUGCUAAUCAUUUCGUACGCCUUAGUCAAACUAGAUGUCGUGGCAGACAUACGAUUAAUUAAAGAUGCAAGGGUUAAGAUUCUAAAAUACACAGACAAAGAAACAGGGGUUCAGGUGGAUGUAUGUACAAAUCAGCUCUCCUCAAGACAGACAACAGAUUUUAUAAAAAAUAAAGUGGAAAAAUAUCUCUAUUUGAGACCACUCGUCAUUCUGUUAAAGUUUUUUCUGAACACAAGAAAUCUAAACGAAACCUAUAUAGGUGGGAUUGGUUCUUUCCUUCUGUGUUGCAUGGUUUUGCAUUUUCUACAACUGCACCCUUCUACCUUCAACUGGACUGUCUUUAGCAACUGCUAUUUGGUGAAGUUAUUACUCGAGUUUUUUAGCUUCUACAGCAUUGACUAUAAUGUCGAUUUCAACUGCUCCGUUUUGCGAGGUCUGGGUCAUGUGAUGCCAAGAUAUAUGCGAAGAGAAUUUGAGCGGAACAAUCGGCUCUGCUUUGAAAACCCAAUUGAUACUUCAGUGGAUAUUGGGAAGAAUGCGUACAAAAUUAGGUAUGUGUUUUAUCUGUUUAGUCACCAGUUCUGCGCGCUGGCGAGCUUGAUUGGGGCGUUGCGUGGCCAAGCAGGGGAGGCCCUCUUAUCUGUGAGUAGUCACUGCGAGGCGGGAGGCGCAACGGGGGGCAAAGCGGGGGGCAAAGCGGGAGACACAGGGGGAGCUCGACUGGACCGCUACGCCGAGGGCGACAAACUAAACGCGGCCGGCUCCAUGUUCCCCCUCUUCUUCGCCAACUUCUUCAACCCGGACAGCAUCGUCUUCACGAAGCGACUCAAGGCGGAGUUCCCAAACCCGCAGUGGAACAUCAGCCACUUCAACUUCUCCGUCACCACGGAGGAGAAACACAAGCUGCUGGAAAUGCUGCGGGACGACUGGGCCUCCUACUUCGACCGGGGCCUUCCCCCCGACAGCGCAGCCCUCUUCGCCGCCUUCGACAGGACCUUCCCCUUCUCCCUGGACCUGUACAACAACGCGUUUAGGUACGCCCAGUGA